AGUUACAGAUCUGAAAAUCUCUUGGUGGCUUUUAAAAUCUAGCGACGGUGUCGCUGUUUAUUCCAGCGAUUCCAAAAUCUUCAAAAUCAAAUUGCGCGACAGAAAUUAAAGGGAGAUUAAAAGCAGAUGAAGAGCAGAUGAAGGAGAAAUAAAGACAAAAAUUCUGUCUCCAGUCGCUGUUGCUGCGACCCUCUCCCGAACAUGGCUUUUCUCCGGUGUUACCGGUGUCGCUGAAAAAUAGAACGACAGUAAAACUUAUAAAAAAGAGUAGCUGCGACUACUUUAUAAAAUUGUUGUUGUUGGUCUCCACAAGCUUGCAUAUCUAGUUACGUGUAUUUUUAUGUCGCUGAUCGCCAAAGCAGCGACCAUGAAAAGAACCUGGCCAAAAUCAUCUCCAAAAACAAAUAGGGGAUAUGCAAACAAAUCUGUAAAUGUGAGGACAUGUCGUAAUUACACCAUCUAAAGCAUUUACAUAUCCAAUCAUAAAAAAAAAAAAGGAGACAAUUAAAUAAACUCGAUAAGUACUUUCUAAAAAGGUAGCUUAUAUUUGCACCAAGCCGGACAUGUAUAUUCUCCGAGGCAAGAAACAUGCACGCAACAUAUUUAUUACGUUAUCGAACCAAGACCACCAUUUAACCCAAACCAAUAAGGAAAAACAAAAAACUUCAAAUUUCACAACAAAAGAAAAAAAAAAAAAAAAAAAAGACUUUUUUCAAAAUUCAGAUCUCAAGGCAAGGAUGAUCGAAACGGUAUUGACGAGCAAAACUCUCAUCGGAUUCAUCUCCGAUACAAAACCAUUCGAAUCAAUCACCGACGACUAUUUCCGGAUUCUAGAUCUAGACGAAAGCGGAACAUUGUCUCCAUCGGAGCUCCGGAAAGGUCUGAACCACGUGGUGGCUGUUGAAUCCGAAGUCGCGUCCGGGGAAGAGACGGAUCACGUGUACAACGCGAUAUUCGAGAGGUUUGGUGAAGAUCUGGUUCCGGAGAAGUUUAGGGAUUUGGUUGCGGAGAUACUGACGGCGAUGGCGAGAGGAAUCGGAAACUCGCCGGUAGUUAUGGUUGUGCACAACGACGGGUUGAUUAUGAAAGCUGUUCAUCAUGAAUCUGAACAACAACAAGGCAAGUGAUGUUGAUGUUGAUGAUGAGAAUUUUAUUUGGGUCCUGAUUUGAUUUUUUUUUUUUUAUUUAUUAAAUAUAAUU
Messenger RNA from Camelina sativa (false flax), 1200 nucleotides. RefSeq lists its product as uncharacterized. Lineage: Eukaryota; Viridiplantae; Streptophyta; Magnoliopsida; Brassicales; Brassicaceae. The record is from RefSeq and is a predicted model, not a curated record. Gene Ontology annotation, molecular function: calcium ion binding.